Messenger RNA from Peromyscus leucopus (white-footed mouse), 4763 nucleotides. RefSeq names its product protocadherin gamma subfamily C, 3 (gene Pcdhgc3). Gene Ontology annotation, molecular function: calcium ion binding. Gene Ontology annotation, biological process: homophilic cell-cell adhesion. Gene Ontology annotation, cellular component: plasma membrane. The transcript has a single exon. The record is from RefSeq and is a predicted model, not a curated record. NCBI's taxonomy places the organism in Eukaryota, Metazoa, Chordata, Mammalia, Rodentia, Cricetidae. Bases 1489 to 4008 code for a protein of 839 amino acids.
AGAAAAAUCCUAUGUCUACUUUCUAACUGUUCUGGCUACCUCACUGCCUGCGAUCGUACUUAGUUACACUUCGGAAGGGACGAGGUAUUUGUGUAGAGUCUGAGGCUCCAAAGCUGGGGAUCCAGCACCCAAUGGAUUGCUUUCCAUCAUUAACUGAGGUUUGCUUUGUACCAAGCACUUCCAUUUUCUCAUGAGUGGGAUGGGAUUCCGAAGCCUUUAGGUUAGUUUCUUGUCCAAUACAGCCAAGCUCUGCCUCAUUUCUUAGCUAACUUGUAUUCCUUAUUCUAACCAUUGCUUUUGUUUGUUUGGAGACUACAGUCCUACACGUGGAACUUUCCAUUCUGUGUAUAAAGCUUUGUAUUUUCUAAUGAAUUGAUAGAGCAUUGCUACCCAUCAUUUCAAUCAUUUUAUGAGAGGGCCUGAAUACCAUAAGGCCUGCCACCUCCCUCCCUUCUCUCUCUGAGGGAGGUUUCUUUAUUAGCAAUGCAAUGUGAACUCGGAACCUUUAGGAAGAUGAGAAAUCUCACAACAGAGAGUGUUAGAGAUCAUGUUCUAUCCAAUCGAGAUUACACAGUUGAGGGGGGAAAAAAAACAGGUAGGGAAAUUUCACAUUGCUUUUUGUUCCUUAAAAAGCAUCCUUGAAAACAAUAAUGGCGUCCGGUUUUAAAGGAAAUAAAAUCUUAAUCUUAUUUUUUAAAUUUCAAGACAGAGUUAAACCAAACAGAAGAUAGUCCUAUUGAUUUGCUCUACUGAGGAAGUAACGAAUUCUAGUCUCUUUUGGAGAAAGAUAAAACUGGGGGUUUAUGGGGAGGGGCCGUUUGGUGGAGAGAAAAUGCACACGCAUGCAAAGGCAGAAUCUACCUCUAAGCUACGCACAUUCCACGGCCCAUAAAAGUGAUAUUAUUAGUCUCCCCAGAAAUACUCAUUCCUCCUUCCAAGCAGGGUCCGGCUGCUUCUCUGCCCUCCAUCAGACCUAAUGUGCUGGCGUUUUUCCAGUCAGCGCUUUAUCGUUUGUUCGGUUUGGAUCGCUCCCCUUUCUUGUGAUCAAAGACAAGGAUUAAAGUGUUUAAUGGGCCUGGUUGGGCUGGGAGGUGGGCAGAUCCGCCCGAAGAUUGGGUUUGCGCCCCUGGCGCUGGCAGAGCGCUGGACAGGAAACUCUGGAAGGCAGCCAGAGGAAAGUGAAGUUCCUGGCGCGAGCGCGUGUCCUGCUCAAAGAACCCGGCGCUAGCGCAUUCUUCGUGCAGUUAUUGGCUGGGACUCUGUGUGCCGCUGUCGGCCAAUGAAGACGCUGGAGAUCUGGCCCGGGCCCGUCCCCUUUCGGCGCCCCGGGAUGAGACAGAGACUGAACAGCGGGCGAACAAAUCAGCGGCGCCCAGAAAGCCAUGUCGGACUCGGCGCCCAGCGCCCAAGCGCUAACCCGCUGAAAGUUUCUCUGCGAAACCUCCGGGACCACCUGGACCCCGCCCAGAGGAGCUGCUUUUGAGUGCGAUGGUCGCAGAGGCCGGGAGCAGCGGACUGGUAAGCCCCGGGAGAACGGUGGGAGUUUUGCUUCUGCUAGCUGCCUUGACCAAGGCUUCCACCAUCAUUCACUAUGAGAUCCUGGAGGAGAGAGAGAAGGGGUUCCCCGUGGGUAACGUGGUCACGGAUCUUGGUUUGGAUCUCGGCAGCCUGUCGGCCCGCAGGCUCCGGGUGGUGUCCGGAGCUAGCCGUAGGUUCUUUGAGGUGAACUGGGAGACUGGAGAAAUGUUCGUCAACGAUCGUCUGGACCGAGAGGAGCUGUGUGGGACGCUGCCCUCCUGCACUGUAACUCUGGAGUUGGUGGUGGAGAACCCGCUGGAGCUGUUCAGCGCGGAAGUGGUGGUGCAGGACAUCAACGACAAUAAUCCCUCUUUCCCCACCGGGGAAAUGAAAUUGGAGAUUAGCGAGGCCAUGGCGCCGGGGACGCGCUUUCCGCUCGAGAGCGCGCACGAUCCCGAUGUGGGAAGCAACUCUUUACAAACCUAUGAGCUGAGCCACAACGAAUACUUUGCUCUCCGUGUGCAGACUCGAGAGGACGGCACGAAAUACGCGGAACUGGUCCUGGAGCGCGCCCUGGAUUGGGAACGGGAGCCAAAUGUCCAGUUGGUGCUGACGGCGGUGGACGGAGGAACCCCAGCCCGCUCCGCCAGCCUUCCGAUUCGUAUCACAGUGCUGGACGCGAAUGACAAUGCGCCCGCCUUCAAUCAGUCUUUGUAUCGGGCGCGCGUCCGGGAGGAUGCACCCCCCGGCACGCGCGUCGCCCAGGUUCGUGCAACCGAUCUGGAUGAAGGCCUCAACGGAGAAAUCGUUUACUCCUUCGGCAGCCACAACCGGGCUGGGGUGCGGGAGCUAUUCGCCUUAGACCUUGUAACCGGGGUACUGACAAUCAAGGGUCGCCUGGACUUCGAAGACACCAAACUCCAUGAGAUUUACAUCCAGGCCAAAGACAAGGGUGCCAAUCCCGAAGGAGCGCAUUGCAAAGUACUGGUAGAGGUUGUGGACGUGAAUGACAAUGCCCCGGAGAUCACAGUCACUUCCGUGUACAGCCCAGUCCCUGAGGAUGCCCCUCUGGGGACUGUCAUCGCUUUGCUCAGUGUGACUGAUCUGGAUGCUGGCGAGAACGGGCUGGUGACCUGUGAAGUUCCACUGGGGCUCCCCUUCAGCCUGACUUCUUCCCUCAAGAAUUACUUCACUUUAAAAACCAGCGCAGCCCUGGAUCGCGAGACCAUGCCCGAAUACAACCUCAGCAUCACAGCUCGAGACUCCGGAACUCCCUCCCUCUCCGCUCUUACCACGGUGCGGGUCCAAGUGUCCGACAUCAACGACAAUCCUCCUCAGUCGCCCCAAUCUUCCUACGAUGUUUAUGUUGAGGAAAAUACACCCCCUGGAGUUCCUAUAUUAAACCUGAGUGUCUGGGACCCCGACGCCCCGCACAAUGCCCGCCUUUCUUUCUUCCUCUUGGAGCCAGGAGCGGAAACUGGGCUGGUGGGUCGCUAUUUCACAAUAAAUCGUGACAAUGGAGUCUUGACAACCUUAGUACCCCUGGACUAUGAGGGUCAGCGAGAGUUCCAACUAACAGCUCAUGUAAACGACGGGGGUACCCCCGUCCUGGCCACCAACAUUAGCGUGAACAUAUUUGUUACUGACCGCAAUGACAACGCCCCCCAGGUCCUGUAUCCCCGGCCUGGCCAGAGUUCGGUGGAGAUGCUGCCUCGAGGUACAGCUGCGGGCCACGUGGUCUCGCGGGUGGUAGGCUGGGACGCUGAUGCAGGGCACAAUGCCUGGCUCUCCUACAGCCUCCUGGGAGCCCCCAACCAGAGCCUUUUUGCCGUGGGGCUCCACACGGGUCAGAUCAGCACUGCUCGCCCAGUCCAGGACACAGAUUCACCCAGGCAGAUUCUCACAGUCUUGAUCUCAGACAAUGGAGAACCAUUGCUCUCUACCACCGCCACCCUGACUGUGUCGGUAACUGAGGAGUCUCCCGAAGCCCGGGCGGAGUUCCCCUCUGGCUCUGCUCCCCGAGAACAGAAUAAAAACCUCACCUUUUAUCUACUUCUCUCUCUAAUCUUGGUCUCUGUGGGGUUCGCAGUCACAGUGUUGGGAGUGAUCAUAUUCAAAGUUUACAAGUGGAAGCGGUCUAGGGACCUAUACCGAGCCCCAGUGAGCUCCCUGUACCGAACACCAGGGCCCUCCUUGCACGCAGACGCGGUGCGAGGAGGCCUGAUGCCGCCGCACCUGUACCAUCAGGUGUACCUCACCACAGACUCGCGCCGCAGCGACCCGCUGCUGAAGAAGCCUGGUGCCGCCAGCCCGCUGGCCAGCCGCCAGAACACUCUGCGAAGCUGCGAUCCGGUGUUCUAUAGGCAAGUGUUGGGUGCAGAGAGCGCCCCCCCUGGACAGGUAAGAGUUAGCAAGUCAUCUCUGAAAUGCAUUAACACUGUUGAUUCCUUCACCGUGUUCAGGGGGUAUGGAUCUGUUUUGUUGUUUUGAACGAUAGUAAUGUUUUGUUUUGUUUUGUUUUUUUCUGAGCAUGCUUCCAGAAUCUGACCUAUCCUUCCUAGAUAGAGCAGUGCCUUUCGGGGGAAGUGGCAGGCUAGAGUGUGCUUUGUGGUCCUUUGUCAAGAAUGAGGAUACUUGUUUGACUCCUUCAUGGACUCAGUUCAUACCCUCAGCACUCUUUCUUGCCAUCAUGACUAACCGUUGGUCAUGCUAAGGGCGCUUGAUGGCAGCACCCAGAGCUCAGCUUGGUUUGCUUUGGAAAUGAGCUCCUGGACACCUCUAAUCAGCGUCAGUAGAAAAAUCUCCUUGUCUGUCCACCUUUUGAGUGGUUGCUACAUCUUCUAUAUUAAAACUAAUGUGUUGGGGAGUGUUAGUUUCUUUCUUUGUUUGUGGCUGGCCUGGAACUCACUAUGUAGACCAGGUCGGCCUCAAACUCAGAAAUCUACUUGCCUCUAAAAGUAUUUAAAUACUUCCUUAGCCUACACAAUCUUGUACAUCAUUCUCAGAUAAUUUAUAAAGCUCUAGGUAUCCUUUAAAUUUGUUUCAAGCGCAUUACUGGAAAUAACGGGCAUUCUUACCAAAUAUCUUAUAACAUUAAUAAUGAGCAUUGUAGGAAACCUGGGAAAUACAUAAAAACAUAAAGGCAAAAAUUUCACUAUAAUACCCAAUGCUAAUCAUUUCAAUUACAAAAAUAAAAUUCAUUUUGAAAAUCACUCUAGAUGGCCCACAAGAACAUCAAGUGGAGG